AUGUCCAUCCCAACCAGUCUAAAGGGUUUAUUUAUGCUGAUAACCCAUAUCGAGAUGAGAAUAUCCUCAAAACACUUGGGCAUGCUUAUCAGUCUGUGUCUGCUAAAACUUUGUGAUUACAUAGUUCUGCCAUAAUGUUAUCAUGCAAACUUGUGUGGGCCAACAAAUUUUUUUCCUUGGUACUUCGACAACUGAAGAAAUUGAAAGACAUUAUUUCAAGGGAAUUUGGUUUCGUAAUGAGUUCACUUAGUAACAAGGUCUUAAGAAUACGUAAUUAGUCUACGUCAUUCCGUCAAACAGUAGAUUUCGACCGUUAAAUUUGCUAGAAUCUAACCUUCUACCAUCAAAUUGACCCAUUUCCUAAAGCCAAGUGGCAUAAAAACUGUCCUAUUAAGAACACCCUUUAGUUAUGGAAUUAUAACUUUUGCUUGCUUGUCAUCAACCGCGAAUUACGAUGUACAAGUACCUUCAUUUAACAACGUUUAUUGUGCUCUCUAUAGUCGUAUGAUAUGUUGAUUACGCAUUCAAAGUAUGAUGAUUUGUCUGCAUAUUUUUUGUUGCAGCUUUACUCGGAUCAGUUCCCUCCAGAGCUGCAGAGUCCUGUCAACAUGUUAUUCAGAAUGGAGAUUCCACUGGGAAAGGAGAACGUUGGAUCGACCCACAAAGCAAUGGGAACCCCUUCAAGGCUUUUUGCGAAAUGACAACUGAUGGAGGUACCUUGGUGCUUUUUGUUUUCAAGUGUUGAUUUUUUUCUCGGUUAUUUAUGGAAGCAGGUUUCUUUUUGUUUUUUAAUGCAAAGGAGGCUGGAUGAUAUUGUUAAACGUUGUUGGAAAGAAUCGUCUGUACAACUACGCAGCUUUUGUGAUUUAUACUGAUCAACAACGACCUGUCAACUGGAGACUUUUGGAAAGUUUAUGUCCGUUGAAAUACUCCUUCUUGCAAUAACUUUGUAAUAUAACGAAGUAUGAACGAGAAAGAGAAAAAAAGUCGAAUAAAAAUUCAUUAGCAUAUAAACUGCCUUCUAGCCAUGUGCCUGACAGUCGAACGAUUUUAAAUUUGACAGUAUUUUCACAUCUAAGUCAAAUAAACGCAAUCUCCUUGGAUCUGGCUUAUACGUGGUUCAGCCACCUCACGUGCACCUCCUUUGUAUACAUGAUUCCCCUCACAUGAAACCUUCUUUUGUUUUUCUUGAAGUCUUGAGCUGUUAUGUAACAAUUUCGCUACAGCCUGGUCAAUGUCAAGUGUGGAGGGUGCCAGUUAUUUAACUGUACAUAAUCUGAAAUUUUUAUUCUUAAUUUGUAAGUUAGCAUAAGUAUGGAUAGUGUUAUUAUAUUACUAUAUACCGGACAGGUGAAUAGUGCUUGUCACGCGCCCUUAUGUUCUGGCUCAGAAAAUUAGGGCGCGUGAUUAUUGAUUAGCAAAAAUUAUUUUCUCCGAGCAGCCGAACAGACAAAAUCAGUCGUCAACAAUUUAAUUUCUGACUAUUUUUUGGUAUAUUGACAGGAAUAAACUACUCUUUCUGGUUUCUGUGUAGUAUAUACAAACAUGAAUUCACCUUAGUGUCAGUGAAAGUGGUAGAUAUUUACCUCCACUUCGGCGAAUAAUUGUUAAUUAUAGCUUACAUAUUCUCUAUCGUUUAUCAAUGUGCACAUUGUUUAAAUUUAGGUUUUGUCGCGCAUUUUUACAACAAGCCUUUGGUUCGGGAGAUUAGGCGUCCACUCUCAUGUUUUAGACAUUAAAUAAAGCUAUCCUUAUCGAUAUUUUCACGGAGUUUGCAUUGAAAAAUUGAUUCAAACUAGUUAAGAGUAGAAGGUGUUUUAUAUUUUAAUUUUAUGGAGCAAGGAAUCUGUUACGAAAAAGAAAAAAAAACCUUAAUUGUCGAUACGCCGUGUAGAAGCAAAUAAGGUCCCAGUCGAGAAGCUUCUGAUCUGGUGAUGUUUGUCACAUCAAAACGAAAAAUCCCUGUGGGAGAUGUUACUCAAACUGAGGUCACGUGCCUCCUUUUCGAAAUAGCAAUUGCGUAUUUUCGCUCACGUCUUUUCCUGGUUUACAAUCAUAUUUAAACCUGCUAAAUAGUCGUUAGAUUAUAUAUUUAAAGACUUGCUACAAAAGUAAGGUUUUCUAAGCUACCCUUACGAAAUAUCAAUGUUGACCUGAGACCUCAAGAUGCAUACGCUUUCUAUUCUUAAAAGGUUUUCAUUUUCUUUUCUCUUGGUUUUUUUCUUUUUUUUUUUGUAUUUUGGAUUUCAAGUCACAAAACAAUGAAAAGUGUCAAAGGGUCUUACGGUCAAUAUUAGUACUAUGUGUUGUAUGAAUGUUUAAAUUUGCAUGAUUGCACGACAUUAUCCGAGGAAAAAUAUUAAUUUUUUUGUUUAAAAAUUCUUGUCGACUUAUCAUUCAGAGUGGUGAGGUAUAUAUAUAUAUUUAUAUAUUUAUAUAGAUAUAUAUCGCGUGCCUCCCUGGAGGUGCAUUGUGUAUUUUCGCUUGCGUUUUUUCUGGGUUGAAAAGAUUUAUAAACCUGCUAGACAAUAGUUAGAUAAUAGUUUAUAGAUUUCCUAAAAUUUAUUAAAACUUGUUGAGGGUAGCAGGUGCUUUAUAUUUUGAUUUUAUGGAAAGAGGAAGUCAAUAGAAAAAAGAAGAAAAAAAACCUAACUGUCGAUAUGCCCUGUAUAAGCAAAUGAGAUCUAACUCGAGAACCUUAUGAUCUGGUGAUGGCUACGACAUCAAAGGAAAACUCCCUGUGGGUUAUAUUACUCUAACUGACGUGCCUCCCUUUCCAAACAACAUUUGUGUAUUUUUGCUCCCGUUCUCUCUGGGCUGCUACAAAAGUAAGGUUUUUGAAGCUGACCCUUACGAACUGUCAAACUUGACCUGAGACCUCAAUAAAACAUACGCUAUCUAUUCUUUUAAAAGGUUUUGAUUUUCUUUUCUCUUGGUUAUUUUUUUCUAUUUUGGUUUACAGGUCACAAAAGAAUGCCAAGUGUCAAAGGGUCUUACCGUCAAUAUUAG
Messenger RNA from Pocillopora meandrina, 3009 nucleotides. Lineage: Eukaryota; Metazoa; Cnidaria; Anthozoa; Scleractinia; Pocilloporidae. The record is from the annotation of a GenBank genome assembly.